Molecule: messenger RNA, 2295 nt
Organism: Anarrhichthys ocellatus (wolf-eel)
Lineage: Eukaryota; Metazoa; Chordata; Actinopteri; Perciformes; Anarhichadidae
Product: NF-kappa-B essential modulator-like
Exons: 6
Coding region: 942-1721 (259 amino acids)
Biological process (GO): positive regulation of canonical NF-kappaB signal transduction
Cellular component (GO): nucleus; cytoplasm; IkappaB kinase complex
Molecular function (GO): K63-linked polyubiquitin modification-dependent protein binding
Source: RefSeq, a predicted model, not a curated record
ACCAUAGUCUCGUCCGGAAUCUCUUCAAUGAAACAUUUCUUCUCCGUCUCUCCUAUAUGGAAAUAGAGCGCGUGACUUGGAUAAAUCCAAGCUAAUGCAAAAACAACUCCAGCAGCAGGGAGCAUCAUGUAGCUUCUCUCACUUUGCGCACAUCAGCAAAAGAAGCUGUGACGCUGCAGCCAGCUGACGUCAUCAACCACUGCGGAAGAAGGAAGGGGAUUUCCUGUGACUUGGGAAUUUUUCGCCCUGAGUUACGCCUCUCAGGCAGCACUCACUUCUUAACUGUAUACCCUCCACAUCACCCAAAGAGACAAGCAAGUGUAUUCUUGCACAGAUCAUUUGAAUAAAUGAGCUAGGGACAGUGCAUGGGAGCAUUCAGUUUUAAGAUAAGGUCACAAUUGUAGGCUACUGCUGGAAAAUGUAAGAGAUAAAGAGAAAAUAAAACUCAACAUAAGAGUAAUUUGUCAAUUGCACUGUUGUUUUUGCAUGUUUAGUCUCAUGAAGGUUUAGAGUCAAAUGCCACAACAUUGAUUAACCAUAGACUGUAUGGAUUAAACCGAAGCUUGAACGGAAGUGUUGCCUGAGAAGCCAAACUCGGGGUGAAACAAUCAACUGAUUUCCUGCGCUAACAACAGUCGCCUCGGCUUUGACAGAUAACCUCAAACCACCUUAACACGCACAUUGUAUCACGAUAACGUUACAAAACUGGGCAAAAUGACUUUCGGAAGACACAGAGUUCGUUGAUGUAGGUCGUUGUUUGUGUCAGUCGGAUAACCCAGCCACUGGUUGCUAAAUUAUCCUAGCUAGCUCAUAAGCUACAUCGCUAGCUAUCGAUCUAGCAUCGGCCAGCCAUCUAGCAGUGGCUAAAUAGAUACGCGUACUAACAAGUUGUAGUUGCAGGACCGCUUGUCGGACGACAGAACUGAAAAAGAAGAGAGGGGAUGGUGCAGCCCCAACCUGAUGGCCCAAUGCAGUGGGAGAUGUCAGGAGAAGAGAGUGGCGGGACCCUCAGGGUCCCACCAGAGCUGGCAUCCAAUGAAGUGGUGACCAGGUUGCUGGGUGACAACCAGCAGCUUAGAGAGGCCUUGCGGCGGAGCAACAUAGCCUUACGUCAGCGCUGUGAGGAGAUGGAGGGAUGGCAGCAGAGGACAAGAGAAGAACGAGGAUUUCUCAGCUGUCGUUUCCAGGAGGCCAGGGCCCUGGUGGAGAGGCUGGCCCAGGAGAACCACUCCUUACAGAGCUUGGUGAACGGACCAGCCUCUAACCUCGCCUCUAACCACUGCUGCAGCUCCAGUCAGACUGAAGACCUGCAGGGGCGCCCAGCGAGGAGCAGACCACUGGACGGACCACAGACACUAGAUCAGCGGGAGAAGAAAAGAGUUGAAGACACGGAUCGACACACACAGACCACACCGCCUCGCAGUCUGGGCGACGCGAGUGUGCGUAACUCCUUGAGUAGCGCCGUCCCCUCUCCCUCUACCUCACUCUCAGAGGUAUGGGGGGAGAUCGUGGGCAGGGAAAAUGGGCAGCCUGUGGAAGGCGCAAACGAGUUCCUCCAGCUGCUGAAAAGCCACAAAGAAAAACUGGAGGAAGGGAUGAGGGAGCUGAGGAGGAAGAAUGAAGAGCUGGAGAGGGAGAGGGACGAGGGAGAGAAAGAGAAGGAGCGACUGCGGCGCUGCAUUGACCAGCUACGGGCCAAACUGGCACAGGUAACACCGUGAUGCAAGCACGUAGUUCUACCUCAAGAACCAGUGCAGGGAUCUAGUUCUACAGAUGAGCAGGACAGACAUAAUGAGAUGAAAGUCUAUGUUUAACUGUUGGGUCAAGAAAAGGCCAAUGAGGCAUUCAAAUGAUUGUUCAGUGUGGUUGUAUGAGGUGCUUCUCCAUAGUCAUAGUGGUGGAGUUUAUAGAAAACAGACAGGAGAACCAGCACGGGAGCAAACCAAUGUACUGCUGUGAUGUAUUUUAGACACCUAAACUAAAAACAAAGGCUGACCGAGAAAGAAUGAAUCAAGAAUAUUUCCAUUGCUGUACCUUGCUGUCAGACAGCCCUUUCCAACAGGAGCCUAAGUCAUGAUAUCUAUUUUUGAUCUCUUCAGAGCCACCAGAGUCUCGUGACAAAAACUUUCAGGACACAAUAGUUGCUGAUCUCCCGCUGCAUCAAUCGGUUAGUUUGCGUAAUUGUGUGACUUUGAAUCUGAUCUAACCCUUUAAAACACCAAAGUCAGACAAUAACACAAUCAAACUCACCGAUCAAGGCAGCGUAGUCAGCAGCUCCUGUGUCCUGCCAGGUCA